This is a messenger RNA of Diabrotica virgifera virgifera (western corn rootworm), 705 nucleotides long. Its product is annotated as protein anon-73B1. The transcript is spliced from 2 exons. Lineage: Eukaryota; Metazoa; Arthropoda; Insecta; Coleoptera; Chrysomelidae. Bases 175 to 429 code for a protein of 84 amino acids. Gene Ontology annotation, cellular component: membrane. The record is from RefSeq and is a predicted model, not a curated record.
UGUCAAAAGUGACAAAAUGAAAAUGAAUUUAAAUCAAAAUAUUGAUUAAUUCUGUUUUGUUUUGGUCAGCUCAGUUCCAGUGAAAAAUAAAAGGAACAAUUAAAAAAAGUCACUUUAAUUGAGGGUUUACGCAGAGUAAAACAACAAUUGUAUUGUUUUAUCUCUAGUAUCAAAAUGAAUACUGCUAUAAAUAUAGGUGUAGAAGACAUGACUGUAACCAUAGUCCGCUAUGGUUUAUAUUUAGGUGCGAUAUUCCAAAUAGUUUGUCUAGUAGCUUGUAUUUUUAUAUCUGACUCACCAGAAGACAAUCUUUCAUGGGGCUCGAGGAUCGACAGUGAUGAUGAAAGUUCUGAACAAAGUACCCCACAAAAUACUCCAAGAAGGCCUUAUCAUAGAGGCAGAAAGCAAGAAAAGAAAAAGAGACGUUAAAGCCUAUACAUAUUAUGUUUAGUCUGUACUAUCUGUGGAAUUAGGAUUUUAUAUUUGUGUGAUAUUAACUUAUUUUUAAAAGCUUUCUUAGUGGUAGCUGCAUGCGUUAUUUCUUUUAUAACUGAAAACUAUUUGGUUUAGUUUUAAGAGAUUAAAGUCAUUAUGAAGAAUGUUAUUUACUGAACUGUAGUACAGUAAACAACUUUUAUUUUGCAAUUUUUACUGUAAAAUAAAGAAGAUGUAUUAAAAAAUAUAAUAUGCUGAAAAUUAAUACAA